AGUUCCCCUCCAACAGCGGUAAUGAGAUUGAACCACAGGUCAGGAAGAGCCGUGCGGCCGUCAUUGCCUCCGAGCCGAUCCACGAGACCCUGGAGAUUACAGGCACCAGGGUCAAGAAAACUGUCAGCGAGACCAAUGUGAUCGUGAAAUCCAUCCAGAAGAACGACUUCCUGAGCCGCCUGGACGAUGAACAAACCGCCAUGAUGGUGGACCUCUUGGUGGUAUCUGACUACAAACCAGGCGAGGAAGUGAUAAAAGAGGGCUCUGAAGGAGACCGCAUGUACAUCGUGGCAGCUGGGGAGCUCCUUGUCACCCAGGCGGGCCAGGACCUCCGGACUCUAACCAGCGGUGAUGUGUUUGGGGAGCUCGCCAUCCUGUACAACUGCAAACGGACAGCAACGGUCAAAGCAAAGACAGUGGUGCGUCUAUGGUGCAUGGAGCGUCAGACCUACAGGACGAUCAUAACCAACAAGUCCAAGAAGAAACGUGAACAGCUCAUGGGCUUCCUGAAGACGUCUCGUACUCUGAAGGACCUGAAUGAUGUCCAGUUGUCCAAGAUCAUUGACUCAAUGGACGAGGUUUGUACUCAGGAUGUUAUUUUCUUGAUAAUGACCACAGUGAAUCAUGGGAAAUAUUACGCCAUGAAGCGCGUCAGCAAGAAGCACAUUGUUGCCAAGAGACAGGAGGAGCACAUGUUGUUUGAGAAGAAGAUCCUGAAAGCCAUCCAGUGUGACUUCAUCGUCAGGCUUCACGCAUCUUUCAAAAACACACGAUACAUCUACAUGGUGAUGGAGUUCUGUGGCGGAGGGGAGAUCUGGACCAAGCUCAAAGAAGUAGGGCGUUUCGACGAGCCUGUCACUGUGUUCUGCACUGCCUGCGUGGUGGAGGCCUAUGCCUACCUGCACAAGAAGAACAUCAUGUACAGAGACCUGAAGCCUGAGAACCUGAUGCUGGACAUUAAAGGCUACGUCAAACUAGUGGACUUUGGUUUUGCCAAGGAGUUGGUGCGUGGAGAGAAAACCUAUUCAUUUGUCGGCACUCCUGAGUACAUGGCUCCAGAGAUCAUCAAGAACCAGGGACAUGACUUUGCAGUCGACUUUUGGUCCCUUGGCAUCCUGAUCUUUGAGCUACUGGUGGGAAG
Paralichthys olivaceus (Japanese flounder) is the source of this 1141-nucleotide messenger RNA. The record is from RefSeq and is a predicted model, not a curated record. Lineage: Eukaryota; Metazoa; Chordata; Actinopteri; Pleuronectiformes; Paralichthyidae.